AUGGCAUCAGUUCCAUUUCUGCCGCAGCACUUGAAUCCGGAUGAAGAGCGCUGUAUAGAGCUAUCUGCGUUGUACGGGCCGCGCGGCCAUGCUGGCUCGUUUGCAAUUCCGCGGCGCAUUACAUCGCCUAUCAAGCGAGUCGCACGGCUAUGUAAAGUUAGGACUCUUUAUCUGGACCUGCAACGCGUUAGAUCGCGAGCCAGGUCUCGUUGGUCAAGAGGCUGCUACCAACUGCUCUGGUUUCUAGCUCUUGAAUUCGCACUUUUGCUCACCGUCAUAUUUAUUUUGGUUUCGAUCAGCGAGGCUAUUCUCUACCCGUCCUAUCAAAAUCCACCCAAGCACUACGAGAAGCUUCGUCGAAGAAUCCUGAAUACAUAUCACUCCGGCCGAGGCAACGUGAAUAACGAAAAAGUGUUCAUCGCCGCGAAUAUCAUCAAUGAAGAGCUGAUUCGGGGCCCGUGGGGUGCUGCCUUGGUGGAGUUGAUCGAGGUAUUGGGCGAGGAGAAUGUUUUUGUCAGCAUCUAUGAGAAUGACGGUGGAAAUGGGACGAGUGCCGCACUCCAAGAGCUCCGUCAGAGGCUACCAUGCAACUCUUCCAUCGCGGCCGGUGCCCAUUUACCUCUCUCUCAACCUCCCACCGUGAUAUUGCCAAAUGGAGAACGGAGAAUCAAGAGAAUUGCUUAUCUGGCAGAGGUACGCAACCGGGUCCUUCGGCCACUGGAUCCUUUUUACAACCUGGAGGGCAACACAGACGGCUUCCGGCGCGCAUUGAUAAGAUUUGACAAGAUCCUUUUCUUAAACGACGUUUACUUUUCCCCAAUUGAUACAGCACAAUUGCUGUUUUCGACCAACGUCAAUGCAGAAGGGCGCGCGAACUACCGCGCGGCGUGUGCUAUCGACUUUAUCUCUGCAAUCAAAUUCUACGACACCUUUGUGGUGAGAGAUGCUGAAGGCUACGAGAUCGGCACGCCCUUAUUUCCUUGGUUCUCAACCGCCGGCACCGCUAAAAGCCGAAGGGACGUCCUCGCCGAAAAGGAUGCCGUGCGAGUUCGGAGCUGCUGGGGCGGAAUGGUAGCAUUCGAUGCCCAGAGCACGUUUCAACGGCCAUUGAUGACGACGACCACGUCUCGAGGUCUUGCGCACCAACCACUCUCACUCCUGUUUCGGCACGAGCCCGAAUUAUUCUGGGAAGCCGCAGAAUGUUGUCUGAUAUUUGCGGAUUUGGAACGGCGGCUGGGCAAGCCGGACGCCGAUACGGGCUCAGAGGUAUUCGUUAACCCGUAUGUCCGUGUCGCUUAUUCGCGUAUAAUCUGGGAAUGGAUGCGCUUCGUCCAGAGGUAUGAACGAGGUCUGGUGAAUUUCCAGCGCAUUGGGAGUGCGAUCGGUUAUCCGAGGUAUAAUCCGCGCCGACUCCAUGAUCCCGGUCAACUUGUUAGAGAAAAGGUUUGGGUCGCCGAUGGCUCGAAACCAGAGAACGGAUCCUAUCAGCUGAUUGAGCGAUCAGCCUCCCCCGGUGGAUUUUGCGGAGAAAGAAGAAUGUUUGUGAUGCAGAAAGAUGUGGAAAUUGCAAAUAGAUACGGAGGUGGGAAGAAUUGGGAAGAGAUACGGAGUACAAGCUCCUUGAUGGAACCAACAGGGAUCGCUUGA
This is a messenger RNA of Uncinocarpus reesii 1704, 1647 nucleotides long. RefSeq lists its product as uncharacterized. Bases 1 to 1647 code for a protein of 548 amino acids. Lineage: Eukaryota; Fungi; Ascomycota; Eurotiomycetes; Onygenales; Onygenaceae. The transcript is spliced from 2 exons. The record is from RefSeq and is a predicted model, not a curated record.